This is a messenger RNA of Mirounga angustirostris (Northern elephant seal), 3026 nucleotides long. RefSeq names its product methyl-CpG binding domain protein 1 (gene MBD1). Lineage: Eukaryota; Metazoa; Chordata; Mammalia; Carnivora; Phocidae. The transcript is spliced from 17 exons. The record is from RefSeq and is a predicted model, not a curated record. Gene Ontology annotation, cellular component: nucleus. Bases 186 to 2240 code for a protein of 684 amino acids. Gene Ontology annotation, molecular function: zinc ion binding; methyl-CpG binding. Gene Ontology annotation, biological process: DNA methylation-dependent constitutive heterochromatin formation; negative regulation of transcription by RNA polymerase II.
CCGGGAGCAACGAACGGCCGCGGCAGCGACAGCUACCGCUUCAGAGGAAGCGUCUGCGGAGGAGGAAGAAGAGCAGGGCAAGGCGGGAGUCACAGGCGGGACCCUCGCCAUGGGUCCGCGGACCUAGAGCGGCGGAAGCUACCGGCCCGGUGCCGAGCUGGCCGCUGCUCCUUCCCUUGGCUCCCAUGGCUGAGGACUGGCUGGACUGCCCAGCCUUGGGCCCUGGCUGGAAGCGCCGUGAGGUCUUUCGAAAGUCAGGUGCCACCUGUGGACGCUCAGACACCUAUUACCAGAGCCCCACAGGAGACAGGAUCCGAAGCAAAGUUGAGCUGACCCGAUACCUGGGCCCUGCGUGCGACCUCACCCUCUUCGACUUCAAACAAGGCAUUCUGUGUUAUCCAGCCCCCAAGCCCCAGUCCUUAGCUGUCCCUAGCAGGAAGCGGAAGAAGCCUUCACGGCCAGCCAAGACUCGGAAACGUCAGGUUGGACCCCAGAAGGGUGAGGUCAGGAAGGAGGCCCCAAGAGAUGAGACCAAGGCUGAUGCCGACACAGCCCCAGCUUCACUCCCUGCUCCUGGGUGCUGUGAGAACUGUGGAAUCAGCUUCUCAGGAGAUGGUACCCGAAGACAGAGGCUCAAGACAUUAUGCAAGGACUGCCGAGCACAGAGAAUUGCUUUCAACCGGGAGCAAAGGAUGUUUAAGCGUGUGGGCUGCGGGGAGUGCGCGGCCUGCCGGGUAACCGAGGACUGCGGGGCCUGCUCCACCUGCCUUCUGCAGUUGCCCCAUGAUGUAGCCUCGGGGCUGUUCUGCAAGUGUGAGCAGAGACGGUGCCUCCGGAUUGUGGAAAGGAGCCGAGGGUGUGGAGUGUGCCGGGGCUGUCAGACCCGAGAGGACUGUGGCCGUUGUCGAGUCUGCCUUCGCCCUCCCCGCCCCGGUCUCAGGCGCCAGUGGAGGUGUGUCCAGCGGCGCUGCUUACGGCACCUUGCCCACCGUCUCCGUCGCCACCAUCAGCGAUGUCAACGACGCCCUCCCCUAGCUGUGGCUCCCCCUGCUGGUAAACGUAGCCGCCGCAGAGGAGGCUGUGACUCCAAGAUGGCUGCUCGGCGGCGCCCCCCGCGAGCCCAGCCACUGCCUCCAGUUCUCCCAUCACAGCCUCCAGAGUCCCCAGAGCUGCACCCCAGAGCCCUGGCCCCCUCGCCACCUGCCGAGUUCAUCUAUUACUGUGUAGACGAGGACGAGCUACAGCCUUACACGAAUCGUCGGCAGAACCGCAAGUGUGGGGCCUGUGCAGCCUGCCUACGCCGGAUGGACUGUGGCCACUGCGACUUCUGCUGUGACAAGCCCAAAUUUGGGGGCAGCAACCAAAAGCGUCAGAAGUGUCGUUGGCGCCAAUGCCUGCAGUUUGCCAUGAAGCGUCUGCUGCCUAGUGUCUGGGCAGGAUCUGAGGAUGGGGCAGGGCCGCCCCCACCUUACUCUCGUCGAAAGAGACCUGGCUCUACUCGACGGCCCCGUCUGGGGCAGAUACUGAAGACCUCCUUGACCACACCCACAGCCCGAUCAGGCCGUGCCCAGACUCCAAUGAAACAGGAAACAGGCAGUGGCUUUGUGCUACCCCCACCUGGCACCGACCUUGUGUUCUUACGGGAAGGUGCAAGCAGUCCUGUGCAGGUGCCUGGCCCUGCUGCAGCUUCCACAGAAGCCCUGUUGCAGGAGGCCCAGUGCCCUGGCCUGAGUUGGGUUGUGGCCUUACCCCAGGUGAAGCAAGAGAAGGCGGAUGCCCAGGAAGACUGGACACCGGGCACAGCCAUCCUGACUUCUCCUGUAUUGCUGUCUGGCUGCCCCAGCAAGGUGGGGGCAGUAGACCCAGGCCUGCCACCUGUGAAACAAGAGCCACUGGACCCUGAGGAGGACAAGGAGGAAGAGAGCAAGGAUGACUCCGCCUCCGACUCGGCACCAGAGGAGGAGGCAGGAGGGGCUGGCACACCCGUGAUCACCGAGAUUUUCAGCCUGGGUGGAACCCGCCUCCGGGACACAGCAGUCUGGUUGCCAAGUCUGCAGGGCAGGCAAUCGGGAAGGGAAGAUGGAUGUAAAGUGUGGGAGACGGAGGACACUUUGGCGCGCACGAGCAAGAGCUGGAACCGGCGAGGAUGGCCUAGAACCCAUGUCGGUGUCUCAGCACCUCCAACUUCGAUGAUGUGGGUGUCCUGUAGAAGAAGCUGGUGCCCUUCAUCACAGAGUUAAAUACUCAUCCUGCCCAGGAAUUAGAGAAGCUGAAGGAAGAGCCCAGGGAAAGUGGAGCAGCUGUAGGCCUGACUGCAGGCCUGACUGCUGCCCCACACCAACGAGGUGAGCCAGCAGAUAAGUGACAACGUGUGUGAACUGCAACAGUGCCUGGUGCGCCUGCACCAAUCUUCCGAGCGUAAAAACAAUAUGCUGCUGCUUCACUUCUGUCCUACAGUUACCAUGCACAAGGUCUCUUGUGGCCCAUCCUAACCGGAAGCAUACGGGGAAGGGAGUUCUGGGAAACGUAGCCUAGUCAAGGUGACGCAUUACAAAGCCACCCUGCCAUGAAUCAGCUCCCAAGGGUCUCACUGCUCACCUGAGGAUAACUUGAUAAAGCUACGUUGCUGGAAAUGCAAAGCUGAAGACCAUGGAUUUCAUGGUGACCCCAGCAAGUGCAGACAUACUGUCAAGCCCACCCAGAAAAAAACUGGCUGGUCUCGGCUAUUUUUGUGUCAUUCAUUCAAGUAAUGAGAACCUGGCCCAUGGUAGGCACUGUACUUGAUACUGGGAUACAGGAAUGAAAAAGAUAUAGUCCAUGCAAUUUUAUUAAAUACAUCAGUAUGUAUUACAAUGGUGAAUGGAUAUCCAACUUUAUCAUGGAAUUUAAUGGUGAAAAUAUAGAAUUCAGGAAACUGUUGGGAGGACAGCCCUUGCGUGAACCUUGUUGGGGCACAAUAGGAAUUGGAAAUAAUAUAAAUAGUUUCUAUCUCUGAGCUGUUCUAUUUUAAAAUUAUUUUAAAAUGA